GUUUAGGCAGUUAAACGACGUUGUUCUGUUCCCAAUCCCAGAGCAAAGCAAACUAUGAGCAAAAUUUCCCCGCCCUACUACUUCCUUUCCCCAACUCCAAGUCUCCACUGAUUUAAAAUUCUUCAAAUCUUCAAACACUUUCUCUCAUUUUCUCGGGAAAAUUCUGCAACCUUCUUGUAAGCUUUCUCUCCCGCCUUUCCAAUGAACGACCACAGCGUUAUUGAAACAAACAAUGCACAAGAACAAGGGGAACAUGAAGUAGAAGAUCCGGAGCUGCGUAGGCUUCUUGUACCGAACCCAGAAGACCUUCCUCUCACUCCUCCCUCUUCCGUUGAAGCCAACUUCGUCUCUUAUUUCGCUCCAGAUUUUAUGAAGCCAGGACACGACCAAUACAUUUAUCGCCACGCCAAUGGGUUGUGUGUGAUUGGAUUGGCUCCAACCCAUGUGGCAUUUAAGGACGAAGGGGGAAUCACUGCCAUUGAUUUCAAUGUUGGGAAAUCUGAUCGCAGUGGGAUUAAGGUUACUGGAAAGCGCAAGAAGAAUGCACAACACUUGGAGUCAAACUCAGCCUUGUGUAAAGUUUGCAGCAAGGAUGCUACUUAUAUUGUGAGGUGUUGUGUAAAAGGAUCACUUUUGGAAGUGAAUGAUAGAUUAAUCAAGCAGCCAGAAUUGCUUAAUUCAGCAGCAGAUAGAGAAGGAUAUAUUGCCAUUAUCAUGCCAAAACCAGCAGAUUGGCUCAAAGUCAAAGAUUCACUUUUGGGUCUUGAAGAGUACAAAAAACUGAGGGAAGUUUGAUGAUGAGUUUGCAAAUUGUGCUCUUUCAUCACUGACCCUGGAUGAAGAAGAGAAAACAUUGCUGUCUCAUCAUGGUGCAUAUGAGAUUGCUCAUCAUUUGUUCCUUGCCAGAUUACUCACGGGUGGCAAAGCUUCAUGUGGUAAUGCUUUUGACAGUUACAAAUCCUAGAAAAUGGUACAUUUUAUUCCCCUGUUUCUGUAUCAUGUAAACCGAUUUAUUUAACUUAUUCAGAAAAUAAAAUGGUUGAAUAAAGAAAAAUGCA
Molecule: messenger RNA, 1058 nt
Organism: Prunus persica (peach)
Lineage: Eukaryota; Viridiplantae; Streptophyta; Magnoliopsida; Rosales; Rosaceae
Product: protein Simiate
Exons: 6
Coding region: 202-795 (197 amino acids)
Cellular component (GO): nucleus
Source: RefSeq, a predicted model, not a curated record